GCUCGAGGCUCCGCUGAGAGAGUAGGCCUAUACAGACAACGACAAACGAGACAGAAGAGCAGCAAAAACAUCAGGAAACAUGAAAUCGAUUGACAUUUCUCUAGUCGGCCUUCUCUUGCUCUUCAGCGUUCAGCUCAUGCGCGCGUUCCCGCUGCAAAACACAGCCUUAACCACCGAGGACAGGGAUGUCUUAAAGCUCCUUCUACAGCGACUGGAGGAGUCCAUUCCCGCUUCUUCUCAAGAGCAAACAGUGAUGAAAGUGAAAGAAGAGGAGGAUAAUCCUGAAGAAACCCGCGUUGAACCUCAACCCAAGACUGACAUGAGGGACUAUCUGUCUGCUCGGGACUUGAGGACAGUCCGGCAGGACUCCAAGAGAUAUUCCGGGUGUUUCGGGCGCAAACUGGACAGAAUCGGCUCCAUGUCGUCCCUGGGCUGCAACACCGCCGGACGCUCAGGUAACUACUUCAUGUUCUAAGAAGUGGUGAAGUCUUAAUGUUUAGGAGCUUCUACACUGCAACAAAUGCUAACUUUUAGUGCUGGUGUUACUUUAAAGAGUUAUGUCUACUUGAUCUGACCUUAUUAUGACUUCUGUUGGUGUAACCUAAUGUAUUCAGGUUGAUGUAGUCAUAUUAAAUUAUAUUUCUGACAUCAACAAAAAACAAGAUGUUACUAUCAAA
Messenger RNA from Cyprinus carpio (common carp), 677 nucleotides. RefSeq names its product brain natriuretic peptide-like. Gene Ontology annotation, biological process: cGMP biosynthetic process; negative regulation of systemic arterial blood pressure; receptor guanylyl cyclase signaling pathway. The record is from RefSeq and is a predicted model, not a curated record. Gene Ontology annotation, molecular function: hormone activity; hormone receptor binding. NCBI's taxonomy places the organism in Eukaryota, Metazoa, Chordata, Actinopteri, Cypriniformes, Cyprinidae. Gene Ontology annotation, cellular component: nucleus; cytoplasm; extracellular region.